This is a messenger RNA of Saccostrea cuccullata (small rock oyster), 8480 nucleotides long. RefSeq names its product neurogenic locus notch homolog protein 1-like. The record is from RefSeq and is a predicted model, not a curated record. NCBI's taxonomy places the organism in Eukaryota, Metazoa, Mollusca, Bivalvia, Ostreida, Ostreidae. The coding region runs from base 207 to 7592 and encodes 2461 amino acids. Gene Ontology annotation, cellular component: protein-containing complex; plasma membrane. The transcript has 31 exons. Gene Ontology annotation, molecular function: protein binding; calcium ion binding. Gene Ontology annotation, biological process: establishment or maintenance of epithelial cell apical/basal polarity; heterophilic cell-cell adhesion; cell differentiation.
UACAAGGGACGAUGAUCUCUCAAAGGGAACACGAGCGAAAAACUUUGUUGUGAGAAAAUCAGGUCGCGGGAGCAAUGGAUUACAUUUUAAACCGAAAAUAACUUAAGAGAACCGCGUGGAUCUUAAAUAAGUCGUUUGUUGGAAUAUUUAUCAAUUAUGCCGUGAAAAUGUGAAUCAAUUUGUGCAGAAAUUAAUAUUUUGGAGUUAUGGGGCACUUAUUACUGUGUCUUGUGUGUGUAUUGGCAUUCGUUUUGGACACACAAGGUUUCACCUCCUGUGUGCCAGAUCCCUGUUUGAAUGGAGGCUUAUGUCAAACAAGUGGCAGCAAAAGUUAUUGUAUAUGUGGUGAGAAUUAUGUAGGAGAGUACUGUCAGGAUGACAACCCGUGUAGACCGGACGCUCACUUUUGUGAGAAUAACGGAACUUGUCGAAUUAUAUCAACUGCUUCAGGAUUCAAAGGACGCUGUGAUUGUAGAUUAGGAUACUCAGGGACUUUAUGUGAAAUUCUAGACCCCACCAGUGUAUGUUACAAUAAUCCUUGUCAAUAUGGGGGCACCUGUUACAACACCGUUAGUCUUCAAGAUUAUGCCUGCUCUUGUCCUGUCGGUUAUAGAGGAGUGAAUUGUUCCAAGGUGGAUCACUGUGCACCCAAACCUUGCCGUAACCAAGGGGAGUGUCACGCCCUGGAUGAUGGGUACCAGUGUAACUGUCGCAUGGGAUAUAAAGGACCCACGUGUAUGGAGGACAUCAACGAGUGUCAGGAUCAUCCGGAUAUCUGUCAGAACGGCGGAACAUGUGACAACAGACCAGGAUCCUACAUGUGUUACUGUCCACGUGAAUACACUGGGAGACACUGUGAUCAGCUGUAUGUACCCUGUCAGCCCUCCCCUUGUAGAAAUGGAGGAACCUGUGCCCAGUCUGGGAGUCUAAGCUACCAGUGCAUUUGUCAGUCAGGAUUUCAAGGCAUGCACUGCGAGACCAAUGUUGAUGAUUGUGUGCAUAGUCGUUGUGCCAAUGGUUCAACUUGCGUGGACCAAAUCAACUCGUACACUUGCAAAUGUCCCCCAACACUGACAGGACAAUUUUGUGAGAAGGAUGUUGACGAAUGUCGCCUAUACCCCAAUAUUUGUAAGAACGGUGCCACCUGUUUGAACCACCCUGUCGGUAAUUACACGUGUAUCUGCGUCAACGGUUGGACUGGUCGCGACUGUAGCAUCAAUAUAGACGACUGUAAGGAUAAUCCCUGCUAUAACGGUGGUACCUGUCACGAUAAAGUCGGGUACUACCUCUGCCAAUGUCCUUACGGAAAAACAGGCCUGCGAUGUCAUUUGGAGGACGCAUGCACAAGUAGCCCGUGUCAUGAGGGGGCUAGUUGUGAGACCUCCCCUAUUAAUGGAGACCCUAUCUGUUCCUGUAAAAAAGGCUGGACAGGGAAUGACUGCUCAGUGGAUGUUAACGAAUGCCAUGAAAGCUCUGUGUCCCCAUGCGAACAUGGAGGAACCUGUGUUAACAUGCCCGGAACAUUUAAGUGUGACUGUAUCCUGGGAUUUACCGGACCAAGAUGUGAAAGCAACAUCAAUGAAUGUCAGUCCAAUCCGUGCCAGAAUGAGGGCACCUGUCUGGAUCUGACGGGAAUGUUCCAGUGUAUCUGUAUGCCAGGGUACACAGGAACUGUCUGUGAAGAAGAUAUAGAUGAAUGCAAGGGUAAUCCGUGCCAAAACGGAGGAGUGUGUGAAGAUCUGAAAAAUAAAUUCAAGUGCACCUGUCCCGCAGGGUUUGAGGGACCAACGUGCAACGUGAACAUCGAUGAAUGUGCAAGCAAUCCGUGCCAGAAUGGGGCGACCUGUGUGGAUGAUAUUAAUAGUUACACUUGUUCCUGUGCAAAUGGGUAUACUGGGGACCGUUGCCAGACCAAUAUCAAUGACUGUUUGGGGGUUAUCUGCUCCAAUGGGGGCACCUGUCGGGAUCUGCUGGGGCGAUAUGAAUGUCAGUGUCCCCCGGGGUACACAGGGACUCACUGUGAGACCGACAUUGACGAGUGCGAGUCCCAACCCUGUAAAUAUGGUGGAACCUGUCACACUUUUCCCAAUGGAAAUGGAUAUGAAUGUCGCUGUCCUAGAGGAACUUCUGGUAUGAAUUGUGAAGUGAAUUUUGAUGACUGCCAGAACAACCCCUGCAUCAAUGGAGCAACAUGUGAAGAUGGCUUGAACAACUAUGUGUGUAAAUGUAAACCAGGUUACACAGGAGAGCAGUGCCAGACUAACAUUGAUGAUUGUAACCCCAACCCUUGUCAUAACGGAGGCACCUGUCGGGAUCUGGAGAACGGUUUCCACUGCGACUGUCCGUACGGUUACCAUGACGAUACCUGCAUGUCCAAUGUGGAUGAAUGUUCCAGCAACCCAUGUCUUAAUGGUGGCAUCUGUAAGGAUGGUGUUAACAAAUUCACAUGUAGCUGUCCGCUGGGAUACGAGGGAACCCGAUGCGAGACCAGGACCAAUGAGUGUGCCUCCAAUCCCUGUCAACAUCAGGGGGUGUGUCACGAUCUGGAGGGGGGCUACAGGUGUGACUGUGCUGCAGGAUUUACAGGUGUGAAUUGUCAGAUCAAUAUAGACAAUUGUGCUACAAAUCCUUGUGUCCAUGGUUCUUGCACUGAUCUGGCCAAUGACUAUAAGUGUCACUGUGAGACCCAGUGGACAGGCAAGAACUGUGACACCAAGCUGGACCCCUGCUCACCCAAUCCCUGUCACAACCUGGCUACGUGCUCCGCCUCCGCUGAUUUUACUGAUUUCUCCUGCUACUGCCCACAAGGACUCACAGGUCGCUAUUGUAAUGAAGAUUAUGAUGAGUGUCUGACCACAAAGAAAUGUUAUUCUGGUGGAACCUGCAUCAACACUUAUGGUUCAUUUAAAUGUAUGUGUCCAAAGGGAUACACAGGCCUUUAUUGCGAAUCCAAUAUCGAUGAUUGUGUCUCCUCUCCAUGUCAGAAUGGAGGUACAUGUUACGAUCGAAUUGCCAACUACACGUGUCUGUGUCCUCCAGGAUUUAGCGGGUAUCACUGCCAGAAUGAUAUCAAUGAAUGUGCGUCUAGUCCCUGUGAGCAUGGUGCUGUGUGUAAUGACUACGUUAACUCCUACACAUGUACAUGUAAACCUGGAUACAGUGGCACAAACUGUCAUAUCAAUGAUAAUGACUGUACGGACAGUUCCUGUUUGAAUGGAGGAACCUGUCAUGAUCUGGUCAACAACUUUCGGUGUGAAUGUGCUGCAGGAUUCCAGGGAACCAACUGUCAGACUAGGAUCACCCCUUGUGAUUCAAACCCCUGUCUGGAAGGGGGCACCUGCAUCAAUAACAAGAGCCUGACCUCAUUCCAUUGUGUGUGCCCAUAUGGAUUUACUGGAUCUAGAUGCGAGAGUUUCCUUGAUUGGUGCAGUGAGGGUCCUUGUAUGAAUGGGGGCACCUGCUUCCAGACCGCCAAUACCUAUAGAUGUAGCUGUCCAGCGGGCUGGACGGGACAGAUCUGUGAUGUACAGACCAUUACCUGCGAAGUGGCUGCCAAGACAAAGGGUGUUCAAGUAUCAGAUCUCUGUAAGAAUGGUGGGACCUGUCAUAAUGUUGGCAACACACACAACUGUUCAUGUCGUAACGGCUAUCAAGGAAGCUACUGCGAGACUGAAAUCGACGAAUGUCAGUCAGCCCCAUGCAUGAAUGGAGCAACCUGUGUUGACAAAGUAGGAGAUUACACUUGUUUGUGUAAGGCAGGAUUCCAGGGAAAGAACUGUGAACAGAACAUUAAUGACUGUAUAAACAAUCCAUGUACAAACGGUGGGAAGUGUCACGAUCUGGACAAUAACUUCACUUGUUCCUGUUUACCUGGAACUAAAGGUCUUCUCUGUGAGUUGGAUGAAAUAGACUGUUUCCAGGGAGCGUGUUUCCACGAGGGCACCUGUAUAGAGAAGAUCAACGGAUACGAGUGUAACUGCAGACCUGGUUAUGUGGGGGCGCGGUGUGAGGGAGAUAUUAACGAGUGUCUGUCUAAUCCCUGUGAUGCCGUGGGCACACACAGCUGUAUACAGAAGGUCAAUGACUACCAGUGUGAAUGUAAUGCUGGAUAUAGAGGUCGAAACUGCAGUGAGAAAAUCAACUUCUGUGAAAACCAGCCGUGUCAAAAUGGGGGCAAGUGUACGAGUGGGGAGACCAAAGCUAUCUGUUCCUGUCCAGAACCUUACAGUGGGGAGCUGUGUGAGACAGAAAUAACGGCCUGUAGCAGUGGUCCCUGUCUAAAUGACGGGGUUUGUCAACCAAUGGGAACCGACCAGUUCCUGUGUAUCUGUCCACCAGGUGUGGGCGGGACAACAUGUAACCAGGAUAUCCUCAAUGAAUGCAACAAGACUUAUAACCCCUGUAGACAUGGAGGAGUCUGUCUGGAUAGGAUGGGAAAAUACGAAUGCCAGUGCCCCAGGAAUUAUGUCGGUGUACAUUGUGAGAGAUUUGACUCGAGCUCGGUGGAGCCUGGAACCACCCCUAGAAUUAUCGAUGUCUGCGAGCUUAAUGGGUGUCCAUCCAAAGCUGGGAAUGGCAUUUGUGAGGAGGAAUGCAAUAGCCCUCAGUGUCAGUAUGACGGUGGGGACUGUGCCCUGGGGGUGGCACACAUCUACCAGAACUGCUUCAACCCCAGCUACUGUGCCAAUAAAUACAACAACAGUGAGUGUGACCAGCAGUGUAACAACCAGAACUGUUUGUUUGAUGGAGGCGACUGUCGUGAACAUCGAGACUGCAAUCCCUUCGGCAGAUACUACUGUGACCAGUUAUAUAACAACGGACUCUGCGAUGAAACCUGUAAUGUCAAGGAAUGUAACUGGGACGGGUCUGACUGUAAGGAGAAAGCUACCGUGCGAUCCCCUGUCCAGGGUACUAUGGUCGUCUACGUCAGAGUCUCCCCAGCAGAGUUUCUGAGAAAGAGAGCCUUGUUCCUCAGACAGCUGGGAUUGUUGCUCAAUGUUCUGGUAGAAAUUAAGCGGGAUGCUAACAAUAGUUUUAUGGUCUACCCUUGGGAGCCAACAGUUCAGGCACGAACCAAACGAUUUGCAGAUGCUGCAUUUGAGGGAUUGGUACAUAGAUUUAGGAGAUUUGUUCCAUCCACUGAAACUAAUGGUACUAAGAUCUACCUGACAUUGGAUGCCAGUAGCUGUGUGUCUGUUAAUGUUGAUCAGGGCUGUGUCACUAACCUGGAUACAGCUACCCAGGUGUUUGCAGUGGCGGUGAAAAAUGGAUAUGACACAGGAGUGAAAGUGGAAAGAAUUGAAAUGAAGAAAUGCACUGGGGCAGAUUGUGAAGAUGUCAUUGAACCGACACAGCCUACCAAUAUGAUGUACAUUUAUGUGGCAGUCUCUGUGGCCGCUGUACUGAUCAUGGUGGUGGUGGUGAUCUUUGUGCUUUCCCGCAGAAAAACGGCUCACGGAAAUACAUGGUUCCCAGAGGGAUUCUUUAUGAGCAACUCUGGACCCAAGUCCACUGGGCCACCGCGCACCUCCAAACGAAGAGUACCAGACGGAGAGGAAAUGAAGAACGUAAAGGGGUCAGGAUGUGAUGACAUGAACACCCAAGCUUCCCCACCCUGGUCAGAUGAUGAUUCCUGUCAGCCAAAGGCAAAGCAAGCCAAGAUGGAGACGCAGAGUAAACAGUUGGAGCACAUUCUCUCCCCACCCGCCUCGGACAUGGACAACAGACAAUGGACGUCACGACAUCUCAAUGCUGCUAAUAUUCCCAACGACCAGAUGGCCCUGACCCCUCCCUAUGACAGUGAUCACACACAUAUAAAUGAUGUGGACGUGAGAGGUCCCGAUGGGUUUACUCCUCUUAUGUUGGCCUCAUUUCGUGGCAAUGGUCUGGAUACAGGGUGUGACAAUGAGUCCAGUGGCUCUGGUUCUGGUGAGAGCAGCAAUAGUGGAGAUUCUGAUGAUAAGUCAGUGGAAGUUAUACAAGCUCUGCUGGUACAAGGGGCCGAGAUCAACGCACAGACAGAUAGGACAGGUGAGACUUCCCUUCACCUGGCAGCUAGGUAUGCCAGAGCUGAUGCAGCCAAGGUUUUACUAGAUGCCGGGGCCGACUGUAAUGCUGAGGAUAACUCUGGACGCACUCCACUACACGCUGCCAUUGCAGCUGAUGCUCUUGGGGUCUUUCAAAUCCUUCUGAGAAAUCGGUCUACUAAUUUGAAUGCCAAAACCCAAGAUGGAACAACACCGAUUAUCUUAGCUGUCAGAAUGGCAGUGGAAGGAAUGGUGGAGGAGUUGAUCAAGUCGGACGCUGAUAUCAACAUGACAGAUGAAUAUGGGAAAACAGCCCUCCAUUGGGCAGCAGCAGUGAAUAAUUCUAGGGCAGCACAAACCCUGUUACAGAAUGGAGCUAACAGGGAUGCACAGGACACAAAGGAUGAAACUCCAUUAUUCUUGGCAGCCAGAGAAGGCAGUUUUGAAACAGCCAAAAUAUUACUGGAUCACUAUGCCAACCGUGACAUCACUGAUCACAUGGAUCGGUUGCCUAGAGACAUUGCUCAGGAGAGGCAGCACCGUGAUAUUCUGAGACUAUUAGAUGAAUACAGGAUGAGUCCUAGUGGUAUGACUUUGUCUAAUGGCAUGCCAGCAUCACCAGGACACUUACACAUGAUGCAGAAAAAUUCAAAACAAAAACGGAGAAAGAACAAUUCAAACACUCCCAUUUCUCCAAAUGGACUACCCAAUGGGAUGCACCCUAAGAAAACAAAAACCAAGAAAAAAUCUCCCAAACAUGGAAGUUCUCCAAGUGGUGAAGGAUCAGCAUCCUCAAUGGAGACAGUGUCCCCAGGGAAUUCUAUUGAGUCCCCACUGAGAUAUGAUCAGACUCCUACUUCAUAUGACAUGUAUGCUCAGGCACAUACCAUGCCUCAGCAACCCUUGUUUCAUAUAGACAAUGUGACAAUGUCUCAUAGUAUGACAGAUGAUCAGGCCAUACUACAAUAUGAAUACAACAAUAGUCCAGGCAUGGAGCACAUGCAACCACAAUGGACCCAGCCCCACCAUAACCCACCACCCACCUACUCCACCUCCAUCACCCCACCAUCUCAACCCAUCAACAGUCCCAUCGGACAUGGAAAAAUGUCUCCAGUAAAACCCACCAAGAACUCGCUACCCACCUCCCCCACCCACAUCCAGGCCAUGCACCAGCGUGCUCGCCAGGAGCAGCGGGUGGUAGCUCACGGGAGUCCGCACAGUCGACAGAACGAUCAUUUUGUGUCAUACAGCAGCUCGGACACUCAUCUGCCUAUCACCACCAUGCCCAACAUGUACACAAAUGACUCUUACAUGCAUCAGUCACAAGCUAUUGACUAUCCACAGAAAAUGUAUAUUGAAAAAUACCCCACCCCUCAAUCUCAGAGCAGUAUGGACUCUCCCCAAGUGAGAUCAGGGGUGGCCCUCCCUGAACAUUAUUUGACCCCCUCUCCGGAUUCCCCGGGCCAGUGGUCCAGUUCAUCACCCCACUCUGCUCAUUCUGAUUGGUCAGAGGGCAUUUCAAGUCCCGACCAACCCAUUCGCAGCAAUAAACCUGUGUUUCUCUAGGACACUUUUUGUGCCAGUUCAUUUAAAAUUGGGCAGUAUUGGACACUGUGGACUUUGCAAAUACCUUUACAUGCAAUUUUAUUGGUGCAGACAGUUUGUGAUUAUAUUACGCAUUUACAUUUGGGUGGACAAAGUGUAAAUAUGUUUGGUUAGAUUGGUGCACAGUUUAUUUUCAGUUUUAUGUAGUUUUUUGUGUACCAAUUAUUUUAACUUGCAGAAUGUGUUUUGUAUGUGCAAGGGGCCAAAGUUUGAGUUGCAUGUAUAAAAAUUAUAUUGUUAUUUCCAUUAUUUGUUUUUAUUACCAGCAGGCAGGAUGCCGUUUAUGUUAGAAAUUGUUUAAGCCUGCAAUGUUUGCUCCAGAAUUUAAGUGGUGUUGAUAACUUUUCAUUUGAAUUUAGAUAUUUUAUUUGAAUGUAGUGCUGAAGUUGGCACUUUGAAGGAAAAAAAUUUAAGAUUAAGAAACUGCCAGUUCAUUAUUUUAUAUGUUCACUUUUUAGGACAAUUGUCCUGUGCAUGUUUGCAGUUGCUACAGAAUUUUAUACUGUUUACAUUUUAGUACAAUUUUUAAUUUUUGGCUUGAUAUUACAGUUUUUGUAUGACCCAUCUUAUUUCAUAGUUUUAACCCAAUUUGUGUAAGAAUAUAAUUUGUUUAAAGCUUAGUUCGCGUCGCUGCGACAGCCCUGACCUGACCAAUCAGCUUCCAGUACUCAUUCCACUCGUUCAUCGUGUAGAUCACUUCAUCCCAUUUUUUUGUUAUAAAAAUGUACAUAAGAUAUUUUUAUAAAUUUUAUAUUUCUCUGUUUUUAUCAUCUUUGUAUGAAACUCAACAUUUCUGGAAGCUAAGCUUCUUCAUUACCAUACCUAAAAUAGAUAUUGUGAAAUGUUUUU